This is a messenger RNA of Protopolystoma xenopodis, 321 nucleotides long. NCBI's taxonomy places the organism in Eukaryota, Metazoa, Platyhelminthes, Monogenea, Polystomatidea, Polystomatidae. The record is from the annotation of a GenBank genome assembly.
AUGGUCAUGAAAGAAGUGGAGACACAAGAAGAAUAUGAAUCUCUUAAACAAGAAAGUAGAGAAAGAUUAGUUGUGAUUGAUUUUUAUGCUGAAUGGUGCGGUCCUUGCAAAAUGGCAUCAAGACCAUAUGACGAACUUUCUGAAAAAUAUCCCGAUAUUACUUUUGUAAAGAUCAAUAUAGAAAACCUUGAAUCUGCUGUGGAAGAAAAUGAUGUAAAUGCUCUUCCAACAUUCGCAUUUUGGAAGGAUGGGAAAAGACUCGAAAGCAUUUGUGGCACUAACAUUUGUAAAAUAGAAGAAAUGGUUGAAAAAUUCAAAUAG